AUGGAAGCCUCCCGCCAACCCUCCUCCAUCCCACCAGCCAACCCCCCAAGCGUGGAGAUCGCCUAUAAGCGCAAAUGCAUAGCGCUGAAGAAGCGUCUCGCAGAAGUCGAAGCUGAAAAUGAAAUCAUGCGCACCCGCAACCGCCGCGGCUCCCAAUACAUCCAGAAAAUGCGCCUGGAAACCUGCAUGCUUCUCGAGCGUCUAACGAAGGUUACCGGCAUGGCCGACGAGGCAAAGACCGGCGCCGCAAACCCGGAACUGCGUGCCCGCGCCGCGGCCAUGAUGAAUCCCGCACAGGGGGGAGCCGGCGUGCUUCUGGAAGAUGAUACCGAGGGUAGCUCCGAUGAGCAGCCGCGCACACCCGAGGAACGUCCCCUACGCGUUAAGCGCUCCCGCAAGUCCAACGCCCCCGGCAUUGAUGGGCAGGAUGAUGAUCUCCCCGCUCAAGAUGGACAUCCCGAAUCUGCAGAUCCGGCUGGUGCAGCCCUGCCCCGUCUCGCGCCGGCUCCGACGCAGGAGUCUCUUACCCAUUCCUUCCGUGUGCAGACGGGUAGUGGUGGCUCUGCUGACCAGACUCCUGCUGCUGCUGAGGCUGGUCCUGAGUCUGGGACUACGCCGAUGGAUGUGGAUAAGGAGGAGGUUAAGCAGGCUAAGGUUGAGUAG
Penicillium expansum is the source of this 663-nucleotide messenger RNA. RefSeq lists its product as uncharacterized. NCBI's taxonomy places the organism in Eukaryota, Fungi, Ascomycota, Eurotiomycetes, Eurotiales, Aspergillaceae. The record is from RefSeq and is a predicted model, not a curated record. The transcript has 2 exons. Bases 1 to 663 code for a protein of 220 amino acids.